AUGAGUCUUCAGUGCCAUAUAAAAAAAUCUGCCUCAUUUAACGUCAUUCGGGAUAAAUGGACCAUCUACCGCAUAUUCAUUGCCUAUAGUCGAUUUGCACCCUUACCUCUUGUUGAUACAACUGAUGCUUGUACUAAGCUCGGAAAUAGCUCUCGCAAAACCUUCACUUUAAAAGAAUUAUCUUCUCCGGGCAAAUCCAAGCAUUGUCUAAAAAAGACUUAUGGUAACUCCGAAGUGAUGAGCUUUUUAGAAAAGAAAAGGAAGCCCAGCCGACCCAAUUUGCCCCCAAUAAGAAUUACUUUGAUCGGAACAAAAGGCGUCUCUUCUGGUUUAGAUUUAGCUAGUGCCUUUCCUGUUGUUCUUUCAUAUCGUGCCAGCUCACCAGAAAAAUUGGCCAGAAAGUUAAAUUCACUUUCAGGAUCUCAAACGAAGAAAUUCAUUUCAUGGCCAAAUCAGAUAGAGAUUUCUCAGAUAGAUAAACUUGCCAUGGUCUGUCCUUUUAUUGGAGAAGUUACUGGAAUUCAAAUAAGCCCUUUGAAGAAGGUGCCAGCUGAA
Protopolystoma xenopodis is the source of this 555-nucleotide messenger RNA. NCBI's taxonomy places the organism in Eukaryota, Metazoa, Platyhelminthes, Monogenea, Polystomatidea, Polystomatidae. The record is from the annotation of a GenBank genome assembly.